Molecule: messenger RNA, 1771 nt
Organism: Camelina sativa (false flax)
Lineage: Eukaryota; Viridiplantae; Streptophyta; Magnoliopsida; Brassicales; Brassicaceae
Source: RefSeq, a predicted model, not a curated record
GAUUCAGUUUUCUCCUUGUGGGUCAUUUUAAGAUUCUCUGAAAAUUAAGCCAAAGUUCGUAUCUUUCUUGGUCUCUCCUCGAUGAGCGAUUUUGAAUAAAGCUUAGAUCUUCAUUUCUGCAAUUCCUCAGUCUGUUGUCGAAUCAAAAAUCGAAAUUACCGUUUCUGCUGUAUUUGAAUUAUUCGUUUUUGUUUUUCACCCUAUUUGAUUUGUUUGGAUGCUGAGACAAUUAGGGGAAAGAUAUGAAUUUUUAUUUGCUUCGUAGAUGUUCCAACGAUGCUAAAGAUUUGAAUUUUGAAGCUUUUUGACUACUCUUAUCGGCUUGAAUCGAGUCUCUGAAAUUGAUUACACGUAGUCUGUUUUCACUUUUCUGAUUGGAAUCUUAAAAUUCAUGCUUUUGGAUGACGUAUUCUCUGAUUAACUCGUGUUCUACUGUCUUUAGCUUGUUCCCUAUUUUAUCUCUACCGAGUUACUCAAAAUUUGAGUCAAAGUUAUUAACUUUUCUAUUGGGUUUUGAACAAACUUUGUAUUGAUGUUGUGAAAACUGCUCGUCUUUAGGAUCAGAAGGAUUGGAAUAGUCUUCUCUGGAGGCAGUUGUCUUCACCAACAGCAGAGACACUGUCUCUUUGAUCUUAUUAUUUAGGGAGAGAAAGAGAGAGGGUCUGAUGUGUGUCUCAAUCUCGCAAGUCUCUAGACUUAGAUUCCAUUCAUUUGGAAGUUCUUGCUGUGAACGUGUUCAUGGCUGGCUCAAGAGCAGCUCAAGCCUGAAGCUGCUUGAUGUUAGAGCUUCUUCGGUUGAUGGUAAAGCCAGAUGGGUCAGACGAAACUUGAGUACAACUACACAAGGUAGUAGAAGCAACAACACCAAGAGCAGUGUGUUGGGAGGAACAAUCCCUGUAACCAGGAUUAUAGAUGAAGAGAGCAGGACCAAGAUACGGCAGCAGCCUUUUGGAAAUCUUCAGCAACGGCUUUCCCAAGACAAAGAUCUGCCUAAACUCCUCACGGUUAUAGUCGCUGAUCUUGAGACAAGCGGCUUGAAUAGAAAGACGGAGCGGAUAAUUGAAAUUGCAGCACAGGAUUUAGCUGGUGGAGAGAACAGCACAUUUCAGACUCUCGUCAACCCGGGGAAUGUUCCUGUAACUAACACACAUAUCCACGGAAUCAGGAAUGAUAUGGUUUGUCGACCCGAGGUUCCAAGGAUGGAAGAGCUGAUACCGAUAUUUCUACGGUAUGUUGAGAGUCGACAGAAGCCUGGAGGCUAUGUUAUGUUAGUUGCACACAAUGGAAAAACAUUUGACUUCCCGUUUCUGAUCAACGAGUUUAACCGUUGUUCUUUUGAGAUUCCUCAUAAUUGGUUGUUACUCGACUCGCUCCCACUCGGUAGAGAGAAUAUGAAAAUUAUAGAGCCAACGGUUAAACCAAAAGCAGGAUUACAAGUUCUUGCAGAACACUAUAGUCUUACAAGGGAGGGUGACGCUCACAGAGCCUUGUCAGAUGUUUUACUCCUAUCUCAGGUGUUCCAGAAGCUCACCAUUGAUCUCAAGCUCUCGAUUUCUGAUCUCGUUCUCCGCUCGCACACCGCAUCCGAUAUCGCGACUGCCAUGGCCAAGAACAAGAAGGCCUGAAACAUUUUAGACAGCUAGCUAAGCUUCUUUUGGGAUAUUCAUCUCUCAUUCUAUUAUCAAAUGUAUUCUCUGCAAUUAUGUAACCAAUUAUUUAAUUUGAUUCUAUAAUGAAAUAUCAAUCAAGCUAAAUAAACAGCUGUGUAACU